Messenger RNA from Medioppia subpectinata, 816 nucleotides. The record is from the annotation of a GenBank genome assembly. NCBI's taxonomy places the organism in Eukaryota, Metazoa, Arthropoda, Arachnida, Sarcoptiformes, Oppiidae.
AUGGCACCGGAUAGCUCGGCACCAGCACUACUAUUCAUAUGCCAGUAUCACAUAUGGUUGGGCGCGGAUACUCACGGCAUACUAGUGCUGGUGCCGAGCUAUCCGGUGCUGAACGUCGUGAUCACGUCAUUCAUAUUCAUUUGCAUCGCUCACGAGAUUCACGAAUUGACACAUAAGAUGGUGAAAUACGCCAUACCCUCUGACUGGCGCUACACCACCAGAAAUAUUAUCAUAUUUUUGCUCUUUUUAAUACCCAUUGGUAUCAAAGACGGAAUGUUUUAGUCUGUGAUAUAAAUAUAUACGUAAAUAUAAAUAUAUUUUGUCUGUAUAUAUAUAUCUGUCGUCGAAAAACUAUAUAUGAAAUUAUGUUUUAAUUAUAAAAAGUUUAAUAAAUAAGUUUAUAAUUUAUUAGCGAAACACAUAUUUUACACACGAAAACAAAAGUGUUUAAACGAAUUCUGUUAUAAUUUCAGUGCCAAACAAAGUGCUGAAUAUAAUGAUCAUUAUUGGCAUUAAAAUAAUGCAGUAUUUGUUGAACGGAAUGUCAGGUAAAAACCAUUGCAAAUAAGUCUCGAUGUCUGCGUGACAUCAAAGCCUACGUUAAUGUGCCGUAACUCUCAUUUUGAUGUAAUUAAAUACUUUUAAAUACUCUUAUUUUUUCGAUCAAAUAAAACAAAAUAUUGUAAAAUUUAUUGCAAAUAUUGUGAGAUCUAAUACAGUAUGUGUUUUCAAUUGGAAAGUGAUUUAGUGGACAAAUAUCUAUUAAUUUUUGCAUAUAUUUUUGAUUUAACAUUACUGUUAAGGUUACCUGAGUUA